AUGUAUCUGCCUCACGCUGGAUAUAGGGUCGUGUUGGACAAUGGUGACACUCCAGACUUGGUCACCAGAGACGACAUGCCCGUCAUAAAGACACGCGAUACACGUGCCAACACACAGAUCUGUCAAGAACACUUGAUGGCAUUGCAAUGUGUGCGAUGUUCAGUCGAUCAAUCGACAAUCGUUGGACGCAAGGGAUAUAGAGUGCAGCCCGACAAAUGGUACAACAAGUCACUGGCAGCUGAGAAGAGACCUCAGACCAUAUUCUUCAUGGAGUACGCGGAGCCCGUGCCCGGCGGAAGCUCGGGCGAGCCAAUGGUACUAUGUCAGACGUACUUUGAUCAGUUGAUCAAGUUCUGCCAUCACUUGACGAUUCGUGGCGAGACCAUCACCGAUAGUAUGUCGGCCGAUUACUUCACCGACAUUCCAUUUGGUCUGAUCAGCACUGGCCCAUCAAUACCACGCAACGAAACGAUAAGAUCACGUCCCUCAUCGGACGGCUUUGAUUAUCUGUUGACGUCUGAUCGCAACUGUUACACGAGGCCACUGCCAGUGUACCAGGAGCCUGAAUGUGUCUAUCUGGUCAACAAAGAGUGGAAGAGUCCAUUCGAGCGACCGACUGAAGUGGUCGAUCAGCAGAUGGCCUACUUUGUUGGACACUCAUCUCAACUCCACCCGGCACGUAGCUGGGCAUCCUUCAUCCUGCCAGUCAUCCUGCUUGUACUUCUGGCCAUCCAUUCAUCAUCAAUAUGA
Messenger RNA from Acytostelium subglobosum LB1, 750 nucleotides. RefSeq lists its product as hypothetical. Bases 1 to 750 code for a protein of 249 amino acids. NCBI's taxonomy places the organism in Eukaryota, Evosea, Eumycetozoa, Acytosteliales, Acytosteliaceae. The record is from RefSeq and is a predicted model, not a curated record. The transcript has a single exon.